Molecule: messenger RNA, 1536 nt
Organism: Eutrema salsugineum
Lineage: Eukaryota; Viridiplantae; Streptophyta; Magnoliopsida; Brassicales; Brassicaceae
Product: THO complex subunit 5A
Exons: 5
Coding region: 46-1380 (444 amino acids)
Biological process (GO): mRNA export from nucleus; positive regulation of DNA-templated transcription, elongation
Cellular component (GO): THO complex part of transcription export complex
Molecular function (GO): mRNA binding
Source: RefSeq, a predicted model, not a curated record
AAGAGAAAAUAGUAUGUGAGGUUAAUAUCCAUUAUCCAAUUGGAGAUGGCGAAAAACACGGUGGCUCACGAGGUAUCACCGCUUAGGCUACUCCAAGAGAGCAAAGCCUCCGUGGAAGAAAUCGUCGCGAGGAUGCUCUCCAUCAAAAAGCAAGGAAACCCCAAAUCCGAGAACCGAGAGCUCCUCACUCAGAUGUUUCUCAACUUCAUCAAUCUGCGUCAGGCGAAUCGUGCGAUUCUGAUGGAAGAAGAGAAUGUGAAAGCAGAGACGGAGUUAGCAAAAUCUCCGGUGGAUUUCACGGCGUUGCAGCUUCACAAUCUGAUGUAUGAGAAGAGCCAUUACGUAAAAGCAACAAAAGCUUCCAGAGAAUUCAAAUCCAAGUAUCCAAACAUCGAUCUCAUAUCCGAACAAGACUUCCUCAGAGACGCUCCCGAAGCAAUCAAGUCUCAAACUUUAUCAAACGAUAGUUCCCAUGAUUUGAUGCUUAAAAGACUCAAUUUUGAGCUCCAUCAGCGGAAAGAACUUUGCAAGCUUCGAUCUAAGUUGGAACAGCACAAGAAGUGUUUGAUGGAAACUAACGCAGAACGUAACAACUUUCUGUCAAGUCUUCCUUUGCACCUUAAAUCUUUAAAGAAAGCGUCUUUGCCAGUACAGAGCCAAUUGAGUUUGCAGGAUCCGAAGAAGAUAAAGUAUCAUAAUCUAGCUGAGCUUCUUCCUCCACCGCUUUACGUGAUAUACUCGCAGUUUAUGGCACAGAAGGAAGCUUUUGGAGAGAAUAUCGAUCUCGAGGUAUCUGGGAGCCUUAAGGAUGCUCAAAGUUAUGCUCGAGAGCAAGCAGAAUGGAACUCGGGAGAGAGUACAAGAUUGGAGGAGGAUGAUGAUGGAAAAAGGCAAAGGAAGCGACCCAAGAAAGAGGGUUCUAAAGAUGCUGGACUAUAUCAAGUCCAUCCUCUCAAAAUCGUUCUUCAUGUUUAUGAUGAUGAGACUCCAGAUCGGAAAUCUCAUAAACUUGUCGUGCUCAAGUUUGAGUACUUGUUGAAGUUGAAUGUUGUAUGUGUUGGCACUGAAGAGUCUCAUGAUGGACCUGAGAAAAAUGUCCUAUGCAACUUAUUUCAAGAUGAUGCAGGACUUGAGCCUCCUCAUCAGUCAGCUAAGCUCAUUCUUGGCGAUGGUCAUGCAUUUGAUGAGAGCAGAACAUCGAGGCCAUAUAAGUGGGCACAACGUUUAGCAGGGAUUGAGGUUUUACCUGAAAUGUCACUGUUUUUAACCGACAAGAAUACUCAAAACAGUGAUACAGCAUCUGCUUAUGAUCAGUGCAAUGUGCAAACAGUUCUGCGAAGAGUACGGUCUCGGAAAAAGCCUAAGCUAACUCUUGUGUGAGCUAGUGAAAAGUGACCGUUUUUUAUUUUUGUAAGCCAGUUAAUUUUAUUGGUAUCCGAUUUUGAAGACUUCUAUUGUAUUUGCCAAUACUUCACAAAGUCAUUUUGUAAUGCGACAACGAGAAGAAACAAUCUAAAUGAUAUUCAAAGUUUUGUA